This is a messenger RNA of Ixodes scapularis (black-legged tick), 2300 nucleotides long. Its product is annotated as alpha-tocopherol transfer protein-like. NCBI's taxonomy places the organism in Eukaryota, Metazoa, Arthropoda, Arachnida, Ixodida, Ixodidae. Gene Ontology annotation, cellular component: membrane. Bases 145 to 1035 code for a protein of 296 amino acids. The record is from RefSeq and is a predicted model, not a curated record. Gene Ontology annotation, molecular function: phosphatidylinositol bisphosphate binding. The transcript has 6 exons.
CCUCGUCGGUCGGCGGUUGGCUCGCUGCCCUCUCACGUUAAUCCGUCGCCAAGUUGCGACGCAAAAGCAGUCGGAAGGGACUCUCUGCGUCGCUCAGAUAUUUGCGCUUGGGAACUUUGGAUAACUGAGCGGAGACCGAGGCUGAUGCAGCGUCAGCGUCUUACGUCAGCGUCGGUGGAUGCCUCUGCUGCAGGGAGAAUGCCACUUGACUUUGAAGCCGUCGCCUAUGAAGAGCUCGGAGAAACGCCACAGCUGAGGAGGGACACAGUUUUGGAAUUGCGAAAGCUCAUCCAUGCUCAGUCGGACCUCAGGUGUCCGUCUGAUGACGCCUUCCUGGUUAAGUUCCUGCGUGCCCGGAAACACUGCGUGGGGGAAGCAUUCGGCACGAUCCAGAAGUACUUCCGCGUUCGAGAACUACACCAAGACAUCUUCCAGGAUUUGUUGCCAUCUAAGGUUAUGUUCGACGCAAUAGUUCGCCAAAGCAAAGUGCUUACGCUGCUCGAAGAACGAGAUCAUCUGGGAAGGCUAGUAGGUGUCCUCAAGUCGGGCGCCUGGAAUCCCGAGGUGUGCAGUUUGAACGAGGUCUUCAGGACCGGUGUUGUGGUCGGCGAAUAUUGCCUACUGGACGAAAGAACUCAGAUCGCAGGCGUUGUAGGCAUUGUGGACCUUAAGGGGCUCGGUUUCGAGCACGUUCGCCCCUACACACCCUCCGUGAUCAAGACGUCAAUUCAGCUUUGUCAGGACUGCUACCCAAUGCGCUUGAAAGCAAUAUACAUCGUAAACAAUCCUCCCAUAUUCGAGGUCAUCUACUCCAUUGCAAAGCUGUUCUUGAAACAGAAGCUCGUGGACAGGAUUCACUUUAUCGGACGUGACUACGAGAAGCUUCAUGAGCUCAUUCCCCGUGAACGACUGCCCGAAGAGUAUGGUGGCACCCUGAACAGUUACGACUUCGACGCAUUCGAAAGGGGCUUACGGAGCAUGGAGGAGUUUUUUGUGGAGCUCAGCGAUUACGGCUACCGGGAGCAGGAAGCAUAAAUACGUCGGCUGGAUCCGGACGAAGCAGGAUUAUACCAGACGGGCACCUAAAAGGACCUUUACGCGAAAAGUCUUUAGGAUUUUAAAAUUACCUUUACAUUCUGUCGUACCAGACUGUGCAAGUAAAUGUCAUUUAGACGAUGUUGACAGCGAUUGAAGCCUCGUAGCUCGGUUCAAACGCACAAAUCGUGUUCACUCUCAAAAAAUAAUAUUUUGGCGAUAUAAAUCUUUUUUGUUUUUGUAUUUCUUAAGCAAACAAUAUAUUAAGAGAGACAAAAUGACAAGUUCAGUCCAGUGAUUACAACAAAGUCCAUUUUAAACCCAAGUAAAGUGUUUUCCUUUUUUUUUUUGGCAAUUAGCGGUGACCCUGAGCGUCCCGCGCUCACUCAGUUCUAGUCCUCGUUGCUCGGAGCUCCUGUUCCUUUCCGUGCUUCUGCUACGCUUUUGCCCUGCCCUGUUCGGUUGGGCGUCGUGCUCGUGCUAGAGUUUCAUCGCAAGCGUCGGAGCUCAUUCAGCCAAUCCUUCCAAAGUCGUAUCAGCGCCCAGGUCGCCUCAAUGCUCCAAUGAAAGCGCGGCGACCCCUUCCUAAUCGUGGACGCUGCUCGGUAGUUCGACAUAUCGCACCAUGCGAGAGUGAGAUACAGAAAUAUAUAUGCAUAAAAAAACAAUAAAUAUAUACAGCACGGCUAGUAAUAUAAGUAGAGAAAUUAAAGCUAGAUAAGAAUGGUUGUAAGGAAAAUCGAGAAGAGGAAAACCGAAGUGCCGAAGCGGACGACGCGAGCAGGCCGAGCAGGCGACGACGAGGCCAUAGCUGGAGCCGUGAGUACAGAAAAGUAUUAGUCGAUCGAGGUUUGUGCACAAUAUACGUGAAACACGCUCUUUUUUAAUAAUAAAAGCGCAAACGCAUUGAUUUUAGAUAUCGGUUCGAUCUUUUAUUUCAAUUCGCUUCUCUAGUGUAGACCGCAGCCUUUAGCAGCCCUAAAGGAGUUGCGGGAACUCAGGUUCACGAAAAGGACCUUUACGCUAAAUGCCAUUUGAGUUUCCGUGUGGUACUGCCUAAAUGAGAUUUACACUAAAGGUCCUUUGGCGUAAAGGUCCUUUUAGGUGCCCGUCUGACAGGGGUAUUAGUUAGUUUGUUUUAGGAGAAUGCAUGGACAAUUGACGUUUGCUGAAUUCGGAUGAGUGUGUGGUUGUUGAUGAAUUCGAAAUUGAUGUAAUUACUUCAAUCCCACCAUGCGAAGUGAAUAAAAUGAAGCUACGUUAAA